Messenger RNA from Microplitis mediator, 1589 nucleotides. RefSeq lists its product as uncharacterized. The transcript has a single exon. The record is from RefSeq and is a predicted model, not a curated record. Lineage: Eukaryota; Metazoa; Arthropoda; Insecta; Hymenoptera; Braconidae. Bases 233 to 1507 code for a protein of 424 amino acids.
UGCUCAUAAGUUUAGAUUAAAAAAUUUAAAAUACAGUAAAUCGGCAGUAAAACUUUCCUUAACUAAAAGUACAAUAACCCAAUUAAAGCUGCUAAAAAUUCAUUUUACCAGAAAAAAAAAUUUAAAUACUCCCACAGGUUUAUAUAGUAGCAAAAAAUUUAUUCAAACACUCAAAAAAAAAAAAACAGUACGUGAAAAAAAACUAAAUAGAUAAAUCGUUAAUAAAAAAAAAAUGGAUUACGUGGUUGACUUUACUGGUUAUUACGUACCAGAAAAAAAAUUUAUUAUAAAAGAAUUUUGUUUGAUUCCCAUAGUGAAAAAAAAAGUUACCCAACACAAAGCUGCCGUCGUAAAUCCGCCGUACGCGUGGCGUAAAUUACCGAGCAGGUAUCAAAACGAGUACCUCAAUCGUUUUUACAAAAAGUACGGAAUCGAAUACUCCCAAGGUAAUUGUUCAGUAAACGAUGCUUUCAAUACUAUAAUCAAUGAUUUAAAAAAAUCACGGACUAUUUAUCUGAAAAAUGCAUCUAGAAAACGAUUUUUAUUAGAAUUUACUCAAAUGCCCUUCAGUAAUAUCGUAUGUUUAGACUCAGCUGGUUACGAUUUGUACCCAAAGAUGUCGCCUGGACUCUGUUCUAAUCAUGCGUCACGUAAAAACUAUUGCGUCAUCCAAAACGCGUUCACUAUGGCCGAAUGGCUUUUAGAAAAAUUACUCGCUCAUAAAUCGGGACAAGAAUUAAAAUCUAUGAAACCUGAUGUUGAUUAUCGUGAUCCCGAAGCUAUGGAAGAAUUAGCCAACGCUGGGGGUUCAAAUGAUCCCCGAUCUGGGUCGAUUGAUUUUCAAUAUUCAGAAGGGCACAGAAAACUGGUGAAGCAGCUUGAAGAUCUACGCAAGGAUUCUGAUUAUGCAAGUUCGAUUGAUGCUGAUAGUGAUCUUAGUUUUGAUACAAAUACCGAUUUUGAUGAUGACGUUGAUGAUACCGGCGCUGAUGAUCAAUUAGAAAUGGCCAAUGAUCUAGGUUCUGGACUAGACAGAAUAAUUGGUCUGAGAAACCGCAAUAAUUCACGAAAUUCUGAUAAUUUGAGUUGGAAUUCAGAUCUUGAUACUUUUGAAUCUGAUAGAACGCGGGUUUCUGAUUACAGUCAACCAAUUGAUCAUCAUGAUCUUGAUGAUGCCUUGAGUGAUAUUUCUGAUUCAUGCGAAUUGGCUGAAUUUGAGGUGGAACCUGAAAUUAGUAUUUUUGACGACGAUGAUAUGGAACCAGAAGCAAUAAAAAUAAAACGGCAAAAUAGAGAAUCAAUGAGAGUCGAUAAUCGAGACUUUGAUGAUGAUUCUGACGAUGGAAAUUUAAGAUCUGCAAAAAUGAGGAAUUUGUACUCAGAACCGGAAGUUAGCGAUUAUGACUUUGAAUCAGAUGAGAGAAAUUCUGAUGAUUAUUUUGAUGACAUGUCUGAAGCGACGGUGGAAGAUUAUCAACCGGCGAGUAAACGAUUGAGAGCACAGUAAUAAUUAAGAUACAUGAUUUGAAUAAUUGAUUAAUAGAUUCCGUAAGAAUUUUUAGAGAAAUUGACAUUAAAAAUUUUUUUUA